This is a messenger RNA of Meloidogyne enterolobii, 4469 nucleotides long. NCBI's taxonomy places the organism in Eukaryota, Metazoa, Nematoda, Chromadorea, Rhabditida, Meloidogynidae. The record is from the annotation of a GenBank genome assembly.
UCAAUAGACUAUAUAUAUUUAUUUGUAUAAUGGAAUAUGCUCUACCAACGCCUGCAGACCAUUGUCGUGUACAAAUAUUGGUAAAGCCCAUUGGACAAUUCCCCUCAGCAAUAUUUGACAGAUUGCUCAAAAAAUUGGAAAAUAAAUUAUGCGGUGUAGAAGUUUUGACGAGUAAAAGCAUUAGAAGGCUAAUCUUUCCUAAAUUUAUUCAACAAGUAAAUCCCGAUCUUGCCAAAUUUGCAGAAUUUCAAGCCUUUCGCAAAAUUUUUGGAUUGAUUUGUAUUGGACAAUAUAAUGGAUUUUAUUUAAAUUCUUCAUUUGCUUCAUCUCCAAAUCUUUCACCAAAUGAAAAUAAUUUUAAUCAAGAAAUUAGAAGAUCUUCUGUUGCAAAAAUGGCUUCUCUUGAACCCGAUUGUAGUUUAAAAAAUGAAGAUGGAGAAGGAAACGAUAAACAAACUAGUGACCCUGAGGCAAAACAAAUGAAUAUUUUAAAACAAGAAUAUCAAAAAUUGAAGCAAGAAUUCAACGAUCAAUUAGUUGACUCACGAUGUGUUCUUUUUGGAUUUAGCUCGAGUCAAAAUUCAACAGAAAUUCUUUCAUUUCCUCGUUCUGAUGAUAUUUCUUUACUUUAUGAUCAAUUAGAAGCUUGUACAAGAGAUUUACUUCGAAGUAUUUAUGUUGUUUUGGACAGUAAAAGAUUGGAUACUUCUUUUGAAAGAAUGGAUUCACCUCCUUAUAUUUUAUUACAGGAAGAAGAAAAAUAUUUGAUGGGGAUUGAUAAUGUCAAAAGUAAAAAUCAUAAGAAAAAAUGUAUUGGACGUUUACGCAAAAGGCUUGCCGACUAUGCUUUUUUAACUGGAUAUUUUGAAGGGGCUCUUAAUUCCUACCAUUCUGCCAUUGAAUUGCUCAAAUCUACGCAAGAUAUGCUUUGGCUUGCUGCCGCUGCGGAAGGUUGGUGCUGUGCAGCAAUGAUAAUUAAAUAUUCUCAACAUUUAUCUCCUUAUCAGAAGGACAACAAUUUUAAUAGGGAAGGUUUGAGGCAUGACACAAAAAUGGAAAACAGAAUUUCAUCAGCUACAACAACGUCCUCAAAUUCUUCACAACACCAUUCACGUUAUCGUCGAUCUGAUGAUGCAGCAAAAAUAAUUAUUAGUCAAAGUGAUACAUGUGAAUCUGAUAAUGAGAAUAAUAAUGAUACAUCUAGCUCUACCUUUGUGGGAUCAAAAACUUUUCCAUUGGCGGAAGAUCAAAAAGAGGAGGGUGACAAAAUCGGUGAUUCUAAACAUCCAGAUAAACAACAACAACAAAAAUUGCUCAAUAAUUUACCAUUAAAAAAUAAAAAUUUACAAAUUUUAUCCCCAUUAAAUUCUUCAACAUUUCCAUCACCAUCAGGAAUGUCUUCAGCAUUUAAAAGUUCAAGUGUUCAAAAUUUGUCAACAAAUAUCCCAAAUUUAAAUAUUAAUGGUAAAACUACAACAACACCUCCAACAACCACAGCAACAAUUUCUUCAAAAAAUCUUUUAAUUAAUCGAAAUGAAAUUUUUGAAAAAUUUGGUCAAUCAUUAGAAAAUUAUGCACGUUAUUCUUUUGCUGUAUAUAUUGAAUAUGAAUGUAUGAUGAGGGCUGUUCAUUUACAAGUUGUUAAUCAUCAAUAUGUUGAAGUUGAGGCUUUUUUAAGAGAACAAACUUGUCGUUUUUUGGAUGAUAAAUUUGUCACUUUUAAUAAUAUUAUGAAAUCGUACAUUUGUUUGUCAACAGCAGAAAUUUAUCGUAAAAUUGGAUUUAAAAGAAAAUUUGCAUUUUUUCUUCGUUUAGCAGUUUUCUUUCGUCUUUAUAUGGAAAAUCAAUCUGAGGCUGAAUAUAAAAAGGUUUAUCCCUAUUUAAAUGAAAGUUUAUCUGGUUAUAAAAUUGAUUGGAGAUUACUUUCUAAUAUUACAACAAGCAAAAAGAACAGUUUAAAAACACAAUUUUUGACAAAAUUGGGGUCGUCAGAAACAUUUUCUCUUCAAAUUAAAGCAGUUCAUGAAGUUUUUACUGUUGCUAUGAGGGCAGGAUUUUAUGAUAUUGCAACUAGACAUUUGUGUUUUAUGCUUGAGGCAUUUUUUGAUCAUCUAGACAAAGCCACCUCACUUGCCCUAGUUGAAGAAUUAACCAAAUUAAAUUAUCAAAACAAAAAAGGCCAACAAAACUUGCUGCAUGAUUUGGAAAAGCCUAUAACUCUUGAUUCUGUGCCAUCAGUUUUAUUACCUCCUUUGCAAUUUACAAAAUUUCCAAUUAUUAAAAAUAUUUCUAUUCUUCCACUUGCUGAACAUUUAUCUCCAAGUAUUCAUCCAUCAACUUCAAACCAGUCAAGCAUUUUUAUUUAUUCUCCAUUCCAGCAAACAUUUAAAGAAGAUAUAAUUUAUUGGGUUGUUGGUUGCCAUUGUGGAAUCUCUAUUCAAGUUGAAAAUCCUCUUCCAAUUGAAUUAAUUGUUGACAAUUUAAAAUUAAUUACAGAAGGUUGUGAUUUUGAGCCUCAUUAUCUACGUCUUAAUCUUCCUUCGUGUUAUGGUGGUGGUCCUUGCAUUGAUCAAACAACAAAGAAUCUCGUUAAAUUGAUGGGAAUACCUCGGUCAACAGGAACGCUCAAAAUUGUUGGUUAUUCUUGUGAAUUAUUAGGUUGUCGUAAUAUUUGUAAAUUUUCACAAGAAGAAAUAACAACACCAUCUACUUUACAAUCAUCAAAAAAAUUUUAUUCUGUUCGUAUACUUCCAAAUUUGCCUUUAUUAAGAAUAGAAACUUCACUUAAACGUUCACCAACACUUUAUGAAAAUCCAAAUGAAGCAAUAGCUGAAUUGUGUGUUUUUUCUGGUCAAAGUUUUCCUUGUAAAUUGACUUUGUAUAAUUCGAGUUCUUCUGUUGGAAUUCAAAGAAUAAAUAUAAAAAUACAACAACCACAGGUUGCUGCUGGAACUAAAUUACUUAGGAUAGAUGAUGAAUUAAAAGAAUCUUCAAAUGAAUUUGACUUUAUUUUGAAUAACUUAAAAGCUGGGGAAAGACGAGAAAUUUUUGUUCUAAUUUUUGGAAUUGAUGCAGCAACAUCAACACCAUUAGACAAUAAUGAAGUACAAAAAUCAGGAGGGAAUUCAACAAACAAAUUAGGCGUAGAACAAAAAGUAUAUAUUCGUAGACCAACAUCUUCAAAUUUAUCAACAACAAUUAUAUCAGAUGCAGAUUUGCCUUUAUAUCAAUUAAAAGAAAAGGAACAAAAACAACAACAAAAUAAGCAAUUAAAACAGCAAAAAAUAAUUCAUUCAACAGUUUCAACUCCUUUAUUAAAACAAACUUCAGAUGAUGAUAAUAUUAGCUGUACAAGUUCAACAACAACAGGUUCAGCAACAACAAUAUCAUCUCCUCAACAACAACAACAUCAUUAUGAUUUAAUUCCUUAUACGGGGCGUUUGUUAAUGGCUGAAUUAGCAUUUACAUACACUGCUGAUUUGGAAACAGAAAAUCAAGAGGAAUAUAUUCGCUUUGCAAAAUUGCCAUUAGCGAUAACUAUAGUCCCAGCAGUUUGUGUUUCUAAUUGGCAAGUAUUGGCAGGAGAUGGGCCAUUUAGUCGAUAUGUGGCUAUUGAUUUGUCUAAUCAAACUGAAAAUGAAGCACAAUUAACUUUUGGUUUGAAUAAUAAAAAGACUACAAUUGUUGUACAACCUAAAGAAAUUUGCAGGGUACCUCUUUUAUGCCCUUGUUGUACCCAAAUUAAAUCAAUAUCUUUUCAUCGUGUAACAAAAUGUGCUUCUUAUAUAAUGCAAAUGCAAGAAAUUGCCCUUCUUCGAUCAAAAAUUGAGAAGCAUUUAUUAAACCAUUUGGAAAUUAAUUGGAGGAUUGAACAAUUAAAUUUGAAUGGACAAGUACCUGUUGGCUCACUUUUAUCAUCAGUUUCAUUUCUUCGUCAAAUGGCAUUGCCAACACUUACAAUAGCACUACAAAUUGAUAAUCAAAAAUCAACAGCAACAACAAAUAAUGAUUUUAAUGUUGUUCAAGUUGGAGAAAUUGUUUGUGUUUCAAUUUCAAUUUAUUUUUCUAUUGGAGGUACAUUAACUGGCGAAUUAUCACUUGGAUGUUAUCAAAAUUUUCAAAACACCACCAACACCAAUAAUACUUCAAUUGAACAUCCAGACAAAUUUUUUAUUUUUGGUCCAAAUUGUUUACCUAUAGAAAUUGAAGGAAUAAAAAAACAAAGAGAAGAAGAGGAAGGGAAGGAAAUUGUUGAGGGAGAAGGAAGGGAAGGGGAAGGAGGAGGUUAUUUUUCAACAAAAAUUUGUUUUGCUUUUUGUUUUGAAGGAAUAUAUAAAAUAUUCCCAAAAUUCGAAAAAAUACAAAUAUUUGAUGAAGAAAAAAAUAAUUUUGAAGAAUCAUUGUAUACCCUAAAUAAUGAACAAGAUAUUUUUAUGACGGCACUUUCAUUUAGUGUAAUUAAUAAAUAA